Messenger RNA from Camelina sativa (false flax), 2357 nucleotides. NCBI's taxonomy places the organism in Eukaryota, Viridiplantae, Streptophyta, Magnoliopsida, Brassicales, Brassicaceae. The record is from RefSeq and is a predicted model, not a curated record.
AAAAAAAAAAAAGGAUAGUGAAAACUUUAUUUCUGCUUUGUUGAAUAAAUUACGUGAACACCUUUAUUUUUAUUUUAUUUUUACGUGAAAACUUCUUCGUAAUAUAUACAAGCGCAAAUCAUCUUCGAUCUCCCACUCCCACGCACCUCGAAAAAUACGUCUUGGACACAAGGAUCGUGAAGGAACUCUUUGGCAAUUUAUUCUCUGGUGAGGAUCAAAUCCCAAGUUGGCAGAGUGUAGGGGGGGAUGGCUGAGCUCGAACAAGACCAUGGGGCGGAGGAAUCCUUGGCGCGGGAUUAUGUUCGCUCGCUCACGGACGCGGGUAUGAAUAUCGUGGAAUCAGUUGCUUACAUUCGCAGCCUAGACGUAGGUCAGGACACGCUUCAACAGGAGGAAACGGAGCGGGAGUCGGAUCAGAAUCUUACUCAGCUUCAGAGAUCCGCAGCGAUUCUUGAUAUUGUGAAGGCGGGGGCAGAGCAAAGGAUGCAAGUGAUUUGCUUGGAGCGCGUAAAGACCGCUUUGGUUUCGGAGGAUUACGAAUCCGCCGCGAAGUUCGUACUGAAAUUCCUACAAAUCGAUUCCCAAUCCAAGGAUUCUAACACGGAACUGAGAGCGGAGCUUCUCGCGUUGAAGAAGCAGCUUGAAGAUAUUGUGAAGGAUAAGCUCGUGGCGGCCAUAAACGAAAAGAUUUACCCUACAAUAAUGAGGUUUGUGCGACUAUAUACUCCACUGGGAAUGGAGGAGCAAGGACUAAAGCUCUAUGUUGGUUACCUGAAAAACGUCAUUGCAAUGAGAGGGUUAACGAAUUACCAACAACUUGUUCUGAGUGUGGAGCAAGAUUUGGAACAAGUAGAUUUCGUUGGGUGCUUGACCGAUUUGUUUGAUGACAUUCUCAUGACUAUCCAAUACAACGAUGCGAUCUUGAGGGCUCUUGGUGGAGAAGAUGGUGUUGUGUAUGCGAUAUGUGAACUGCAAGCGGUAUGUGACUUUAGAAGUUCGUUAAUCUGGCAGAAGUACAAGGAUUAUAGAAUGUUAGCUAGAUUUACCAAUCAGAAUCUUCCUGAAAGACCAGACCCGAAAGUUGCUGAGCUGUGUGUCAAAGAGAUAUUAUUGCUGAUGCGGUUGAGUAAGGAUUAUACUGAGUUAAUGUUCUCAAAACUCAGGUCGGUAGACCCUGAGUUGUUGCCGAGGAAUACAAAGGCAUUUCGAAAAGGAACUUUUAGCAAAGAGAUACAGGAUGUCACAGGAUUAUAUGUUAUACUGGAAAAUUUUUACGGUAUACUAGAAAGAUUCUUUAUGGUUGAGAGUGUGAGGCUUGCUAUAAGGAUCGACAAGCAGCUACCAGACAGCCUUAUCACUUCGAUGGUGGGUGACGUGUUCUAUCUGUUGAAAACUUCUCUGCUGAGGGCGCUUUCAACGUCAAACAUAAGAUCUGUUCUUUCGGUACUGAGCGAUGCUGCUAGCUUGUUGGCCAAUGAUUACCAUGACGCCUUGCAGCGGAAGACAAGAGAGUCACACAUUGAUGCUCGGUUGUUCGUGAAUGAUAUGGUCGCCAACAACACCGGAGCUGAGAAUGCAUCUACUCUGAACGAUAUAGAUGUGAGCUGCGAGUACAUACUCAAACUAAACUGUGAAAUCGAGGAGCAAUGUUCUAAAGUGUUUGCUCCAGCGCCAGCAGAUCAUGAGAGGAUAAAAUCAUGUCUUUCCAAGUUAGACGAAUUGGGCAAUACGUUCAAGCAAUCAGCAUGCAUGGACCAGCUGGUGGCAAUCGUAACACAACGAAUCCGUCCUAUUCUUGAAACCGUAGCUACCAUGAGCUACGAGUUAAUAGAAACCAAGCAUGCACAGAACGCGGACUGCAGCCCGUGGGUCAAACUACUUUUCGACUCAGUUGAAACAAACGCAGCGUCACUCAAAUCAAGAACAAUAUCCGACAACUACGAAUCGAUUCUGGAUCUCAUAAUCGAGUUCAUAGCCAAUAGACUCGAAGUCAUAAUGAUGCAGAAAUGUUUUAGCCAGCUUGGUGGACUUCAGCUUGCCCAAGACACAAAGGCCUUGACUAGUCACUUCUCAGAUAUGACUGAAAGGUUUGUGAGACCCAAGUUUGCUCGGCUUAAUCAAAUGGCGGGGUUACUUAACAGUAAAAAGUAUUUAUUUGUCCAAGAAAUUAUGGAGUUCUGCUCAUGGAACUCCGUAAUGACAGGCACACUCACGCCAGGGGAGAUUCUGUUUGUUUUGAGUCUGCGAGUCGAGUUUAAACCGGAACCCACUGCUGCUCAUUUGGUUUUGUGAUCUAGUCUUCCUCUUCUCAUCUAUCCUUAGUCCUUACUUUACUGGCUUUUGUGUUUUUUUCUGUC